GAGUUUACGUGUGAUCUGCGAGAGCCUGACUGGCUUCUACAAAUAAUAUAUUAAUGGCGAAUAUCAAUAUACCCCACGUGGCUUCAUGUGUAUUACCAUCUUUCAGACAUGCCCCCACGUACUGUACUCCCCGCGUGGAAACCUGAACCGUGUGGAGAAGCAGUCCCGUCAUUGUGGGAAAGCCCACGACUUCCUCGGAGGCUGCCAUCCUCGGUGCGGUACGGUGCCUUGGUGCAAAAGCUAAAAACAGCAAAAGCCAAACAAGAAACAAAUAGAGGACCGAACAUCAAUAUUGACCAUGAAGGUUGUAGGAUUAGCCAUCGUUAGAACAGGGCAGGAGCUCAAUGAACCCAUCCCUAUGAGUGUCGCCACUGACCUCUCGUCAUUUGGAUUUUUCCAGCGUCAGAGCGUCAAGGAAAUGCUAAUGUUCUUGACGAAAACCUUCACAAAGCGGACAGAACCAGGCCAACGCCAGUCGAUUACACACGAGGGUUAUGUGGUGCACUGUUACGUGAGGUCGGAUGGACUGGGUGGUACCGUGACGACCGAUUUAGAGUACCCCGCUCGUGUGGCGUUUGUCUUGAUUGGACAAAUGCUAGAAGACUUUGUGGCUCAUGUAGGCGGUGACGACAAAUGGAAGACUGUGACCCAACCGGAAUCCAUCACCUUUCCAAAAUUGGACGAAUAUUUGCAAAAGUACCAGGAUCCCGCCGAAGCCGACAAGGUGACCAAAAUCCAAAAGGAUCUGGACGAGACGACACAAAUUCUACACAAGACCAUUGAUAGUGUCUUGGAGAGGGGAGUGAAACUAGACAACCUUGUGGAACGCAGUAAUGAUUUGUCCGCGCAAUCCAAAAUGUUCUACAAACAAGCCAAGAAAACCAACAGCUGCUGUGUCAUUUCUUAAAAAAGAAAGAACAAUUCAUAUUAUCGUGAUUCAUUUCAUCAAGAGGAGGAGAAAAUAAUGGAAUCAUCACAGAACAGGAAAUGAACCACGACGACAACUCAGAAAGAAAAAGGAACCAGCGAGAGAGAGGAAGUGAAUUGCAUGGCAGCGUCAGGAUUCAAAAGCCUUGUUUAUAGAAUUUGUUCGCUAUGUAAACUGGGAAAUUGUUUUUGUUGGAUGUUCGGGG
Seminavis robusta is the source of this 1133-nucleotide messenger RNA. NCBI's taxonomy places the organism in Eukaryota, Bacillariophyta, Bacillariophyceae, Naviculales, Naviculaceae. The record is from the annotation of a GenBank genome assembly.